GAUUCGUAUGAAAAUUUUAGCGUAGGUCGAUUUACUUUUGGCACUGCUGUUAUUCAUACAAUUAAAUUACAAUCCUGUGUCAUCAACAGCUGACGCCAGUCCCAAAAUUAGUUUGUUUUCUGUGCGGUUGUUGUAUAUUUUAUCGGCAAGAAGAAUCGUAAAAUUAUUUAAAAUAUAAAUAAACAAAUUGUAAAUAUAAUGGCAACGUGCCUCUCAAAACAGCAACUAGAACAACAAAAGAUGUUGGAGCAACUUAAUGAGAGCGAUAAUGACGAUGAUGAGGAGUUGGAAGAAGCAGCGAAAGAGGAGACUUUUUCAUUUUCCUGCAGCAGCGCUUGUUGGGUUUGUAACGGUUAUUAUGGACCUAAUUUUGAUGAGCCACUUUGCGGCACUUGUCACGCUUUUCUCUAUAAUACACAAUCCGCUGAAGAAGAGUUGGAGACUACGAUUUCAGAUGACGAGGACUCCGGCAAUGAUGAGCCGCCAUUUAAAGACAAACAAGAAGUAGACGAGGAUGAAGACGAUGACGAUGAUGAUGUCGACGACGUUGUGGAAGAUGAUGUGGACGAUGAGGAGGGUGUCGGCAUGUUAGAUGCAGUGGUGCGUAAUGCACCUGUCAACGCAGCUCAUGAAAUGCAGGUCGAUAACGUAGCACCGUUAGCCGCUGAUAAUGAACCGCGACGUUCGUUAGAACGCGAUGGGGAACGUGGAAAUAUGGUGUUGUUGCCGAUACAUCGUCCACGUCCGCUGGCGCCACGUUCUUUGCCUGAUUUUCUGGAAUUAUUGAGUGAAAGACGUGCAAAUGCAGGUGAAAUGGUGGCGCCGGUAGCAGCACCAAAUAAUAUAUUAAUGUUGCCUGUUGAAAUUAUGGUAAUAAUAUUCUCCUACCUGGACGACAUGUCCAUGUGGAAAGCGAGUGAAGUGUGUAAACAAUGGCGCAGCAUUUUAGAGCAGAACACAUCACAAAUGAUGUGGAUGCGCUACUUGAAAGAGCGCUGGCCACUCUUUCAGUGUAUUGUUGAUGUGCCGAAUUGGCUGAAAUUAUAUAGUGCAUUAAUGAAUUCGUGCUUCUGUCGCACAUGCUUGCUGCAGAUGGCUUUGAAGUCGCCACCACGUGCACGUCAAAAUGCGAUACGUAUGAAUUUCCUACGCAACGAUGCGCAUCAAUUGAAUAGUCACACAACAGAGGGUAUUGAUGCGAUACCGCUCGAUAAACAAAAUACAUAUUGGCAAGCGAGUAUUUUGGGUCCGGCUGGCAGUCCUUAUGAAGGUGGCAAGUUUUUUCUGUACAUAUUCUUUCCCGAACGUUAUCCGAUGAUACCACCCACUGUGCGCUUUCUAACAAAGAUUCUACAUCCUAAUGUGUCACGUCACGGUGACGUGGGCAUUGAUAUUUUUCAACAUAACUGGUCCCUAGCACUGAAUGUUUCCAAAAUUUUGUUAUCAGUGCAAAGUUUGCUCACAGAUCCAUAUACAGAGGUCUGCAUGGAACCGGAACUUGGCUACAUGUAUGAACACAAUCGCGCACGUUUUGAGAACUUGGCGCGCUCAUGGACUUGGAAGUAUGCCAUGUUUGAGUUGAUGCCGCCCUCUUAAGUGGGCGUACAAACGCAUACAUUCACAUUAUUCGAUUCUACCAAGCAUACCAAGUUAAUGUUUUGCUAGUUAUGAAGCAUUUAUGAAUUGUUUAAUUUUAUUUAUUUUGAGCACAAAGAAUUCCUUCAAUUAAGUUUAUUUAUUUAUUACAACAUAUGUACAUACCUACAUGUAUACAUAUGUUUUUUCUUUGGUUGUGCCGUAUAUCCGUAACUGGAUACAUGACAAAAAUAGUCUACAGUUAUACUGGAUUUUUACAAAUUGAUUUCAUAUAUAAAAUAUAUAUAAAAAAAUCUAUUUAUUUUCAGAAUUUCUCAUACUUAUUUGUUGUUACAUGAAUUCGCUAUAUAUUUGUUUUAUAGCAAACUAUUACUGACUCGAUUAAUUAAAUUAGCAAUAAAUACGCCUAGAAUUUUUACCAGCUAACAUCAAUCAAAACCACCACAUAACUUUUGCACACUGUAUUAAUAUUUAGUAAUGCAUAUAAACAUUAUAAUCCCCAAAAAUAUAACUAUAAGUAUUUAAUAAUGUAACGUAAAUUUGUAUGCACAUGUGUAAACUAUUGCUAUCAAUUUAUAAAAACUAUAUUUGUAAUGGAAAAAAAUAUAUGGUAUAUACAUACUUAUGUAUAUAAAUAUAUGUAUUUAAAAAGAAAAAGUAUUUCUAAGAUUGCUAAUAAAACCCUACAUAUGUAUGUAUGUAUGUUUUCUUAUUAGCAAGAAAUAAAAGUAGUGAUAUAGUUGUGAGACUUACAUAAGUACAUACAUGCAUAUAUACAGACAUAAAUAUUUAAUUCUAAAUAAACAUUAUUUUGUUCUAAAAA
This is a messenger RNA of Bactrocera oleae (olive fruit fly), 2419 nucleotides long. It is a transcript of the gene morgue, whose product is annotated as modifier of rpr and grim, ubiquitously expressed. Lineage: Eukaryota; Metazoa; Arthropoda; Insecta; Diptera; Tephritidae. The record is from RefSeq and is a predicted model, not a curated record. Gene Ontology annotation, molecular function: protein binding.